Molecule: messenger RNA, 1821 nt
Organism: Pungitius pungitius (ninespine stickleback)
Lineage: Eukaryota; Metazoa; Chordata; Actinopteri; Perciformes; Gasterosteidae
Product: UDP-glucuronosyltransferase 2A1-like
Exons: 6
Molecular function (GO): glucuronosyltransferase activity
Source: RefSeq, a predicted model, not a curated record
AACGGAAUUUAUAGCACAGUCGGCCUCUCACCAGGACAAACAGGCGCGAUGGAGCCGGGGCAGAGUCUCUCUGUGUGUGUCCUGCUGGUUCUUUGCGGGACGUGGAGCGCAAGCGGGGGGAACAUUUUGGUGUGGUACACCGACGGCAGCCACUGGAUCAACAUGAAGCCUCUGCUGGAGACGCUUGUCGACAGGGGACACCAGGUGACGGUUCUGGUCCCGAGCACGUCCAUGUUCAUGAGCACCGAGGAGCCUUCUCGCUUCGGCUACGAGCCCUUCAACGUCUCCGUUUCUAAGGAGACCAUGCAGAAGUUCAUCAAAGGCGUCCUUCAGUUCUCCAUGUAUGAGCUGGAUCACACUAGCUACGUACAGAUGUACAUCAGAUUGAUGAGUUUGUUACAGGAGCGGGUGAAGUAUGCUUUGAUCUAUUUGGACGGCGUGGUGAAAUCUGAACCCAUCAUGAAGAAGCUAAAGGAGGGAAAGUACAACCUUCUCCUGGCUGACCCCCUCUUCCACGGUGGUGACUUAGUAGCAGAUAUUUUGGGCAUCCCCCUGGUCUUCUCCUUAAGGUUUUCUCUUGCCCAUCACUGGGAAAGACACUGCGGUCAGCUCCCUGCUCCUCCUUCCUUCGUACCGGGCGCCAUGAGCAAACUCACCGACAAGAUGGACUUCUCUGAGAGAGUGUGGAACUUCCUCUUCUACGCGCUGCAGGACAUCGUGAUCGAUCAUGUAUCCUGGAAAGUACUGGACAAAUAUUACUCCGAAGUCAAAGGAACACCCACCAGUGCCUGUGAGACGAUGGGCCGGGCAGAUAUCUGGUUGAUGCGAACCUACUGGGAUUUUGAUUUCCCUCGUCCUUCCCUCCCUAACUUCAAAUUUGUUGGUGGAAUUCACUGCAGACCGGCCAAACCUCUGCUAGAGGAUAUGGAGGAGUUUGUGCAGAGUUCUGGAGAUGCUGGCAUCGUGGUCUUUUCUUUGGGAUCAUUAAUCAGCAACAUCACUACAGAGAAAGCAAACAUGAUAGCCUCAGACCUCGCCCAGAUCCCACAAAAGGUGCUUUGGAAACACAGCGGAGAAGCUCCAGUGACUCUGGGUGCCAACACUAGAAUCUACAACUGGAUCCCACAGAAUGAUCUACUGGGUCACCCCAAGACCAGAGCUUUUGUCACCCACGGUGGCACAAACGGCCUCUACGAGGCCAUCUACCACGGCGUUCCCAUGGUGGGAAUACCCAUGUUCGCCGACCAGCCACACAACAUGGUCCAUCUUGAGGCAAAGGGAGCUGCAGUCACCGUAAGCUUGAACUUCAUGAAGAAGGAUGACCUCAGAGAUGCAGUCAACCAGGUCAUCCAUGAAACAUCGUACAAGGAGAACGCCUUGCGGCUGUCCAGGAUCCACCACGACCGACCAAUGAGUCCUCGGGACGAGGCGGUGUUCUGGAUGGAGUUCACCAUGAGAAACAAAGGGGCCAAGCACCUGAGGGUGCAGGCACAUGAGCUCACCUGGUACCAGUACCACAGCCUGGAUGUCCUGGCCUUCGUCCUCGUCGUCAAUCUGGUCCUCGUGCUCCUCUUUGUCAAGACCUGCAGUUUGUGCUUCCGCAGGUGCUGUGGCAGAAAGGCAGCGACAAAGAGGAAGGCGGAGUAGCUGAACUUAGAUGCUGAGAGAAAAUUCACAUUGUUUGUGUUAUUGUUCUAAAUUUUUCUAUGUAACCAAUUUGAUUUUUAACAAGUUGUAAUAUGUUUGAAAAAUCUAAAGCAAGAAUGUUUAAAACGUCGAGUUGUCCUGUGAAACAAUGUUGCAGGUAUUUUACUUUGUUCU